Glycine soja is the source of this 2491-nucleotide messenger RNA. Its product is annotated as cellulose synthase-like protein G2. Gene Ontology annotation, cellular component: plasma membrane; trans-Golgi network. Bases 43 to 2265 code for a protein of 740 amino acids. The record is from RefSeq and is a predicted model, not a curated record. The transcript is spliced from 8 exons. Gene Ontology annotation, molecular function: mannan synthase activity; cellulose synthase (UDP-forming) activity. Gene Ontology annotation, biological process: cellulose biosynthetic process; plant-type primary cell wall biogenesis. NCBI's taxonomy places the organism in Eukaryota, Viridiplantae, Streptophyta, Magnoliopsida, Fabales, Fabaceae.
UAUAUUCUAUGAUAUACCUUUAAACCAUUGGAAGAAAGAGAAAUGGAGGAGACUCUUUCUCUCAGUCUCAUCCACGUAAACAACUCAUUGGUUUUCACCAAUAGACUACACAUCAUCCUCCAUUUCACUGCUCUAUGUUUCUUGGUUUACUACAGGCUUUGUUUCUUCUUUCAGAAUCCACAAACCAGACGAGGAACUACUUUGUUCCCUUGGCUUCUUGUUUUUGCCUCUGAAAUCAUUCUCUCCUUCAUUUGGAUUCUUGGUCAAGGUUUCCGCUGGCACCCCAUUUCAAGAACUGUGUUUCCUGAAAGGUUACCACAGGAUGACAAGCUCCCUCUCAUUGAUGUUUUCAUAUGCACUGCAGACCCAACUAAGGAACCAACUUUGGAUGUUAUGAACACUUUGCUAUCAGCCAUGGCGCUGGAUUACCCGCCAGAGAAGCUGCAUGUGUAUGUUUCUGAUGAUGGAGGUUCAUCUGUCACCUUGAGUGCCAUGAGGGAGGCUUGGAAGUUUGCAAAGUGGUGGAUUCCCUUCUGCAUGAGAUACAGAAUAGAGUGUAGGUGCCCCAAGGCUUACUUUUCUGCUUCAGAGAAUGGUGGUGGUGAUUCUGAUGGGAGCAUUGAGUUUCUUGCAGAUAAAAAAAUGAUCAAGGAAAAAUAUGAGGCUUUCAAAGAAGACAUAGAAAGAGUAAAAGAAGACCACUCUGGAGAUACAACUGGCAUAAAGGGUCAAAAUCAUCCACCUAUUAUAGAGGUGAUACAAGAGAAUAGCAGCAGUGAAAUAGAGCAAGUGAAAUUGCCUUUCCUUGUCUAUGUUUCCCGUGAGAAAAAGCCUUCUCAUCCCCACCAUUUCAAAGCUGGGGCCCUCAAUGUCCUUUACCGUGUCUCUGCUGUGAUAAGCAAUGCUCCAUAUAUUCUAGUGCUGGAUUGUGACAUGUUCUGCAAUGCCCCAGCUUCAGCACGCCAAGCAUUGUGUUUCCACCUUGAUCCCAAGAUAUCACUUUCACUUGCGUUUGUUCAAUUUCCUCAGAAAUAUCACAAUAUAAGCAAGAAUGACAUAUAUGACAGUCAGCACAGAUCAGCAUAUAAAGUUCUAUGGCAAGGUAUGGAUGGGCUUAGGGGACCAGUAUUAUCUGGCACAGGCUUCUAUAUGAAAAGGGAAUCACUGUAUGGGAAUUACAAAAUUAAAGCCACUGACCUUGAACUCCGACAAUAUGUUGGCACAUCCAAUGGGUUCAUCAAAUCCUUAAAACAACACUGUACUCCGGAUUCAGACACUGUUGGACAUACAUUGCCUGAAGAAGAGACUUUGCUUCUGGCUUCUUGUAAUUAUGAAAUUGGCACUGAAUGGGGCAAAGAGGUUGGAUUCCUGUAUGGUACAGUAUGUGAAGAUGUUCACACUGGAUUCACAUUGAAUUGCAAUGGUUGGAAUUCAGUGUUAUGCGAUCCACCACAGCCACAGUUUCUAGGAAAUGGUACCACCAAUUUGAAUGACUUACUAAUUCAAGGCACCAGAUGGUACUGUGGACUGCUUGAUAUUGGUUUAAGCAGGUUUUGUCCUCUUAUAUGUGGGCCUCUAAGGAUGUCUCUACUUCAGAGUCUUUGUUAUGCACAACUUACAUAUUUCCCUCUUUAUUGCUUGCCCCUUUGGUGUUUAGCCAUUGUCCCUCAGCUUUGUCUAGUAGAUGGAAUUCCCUUGUACCCCAAGGUCUCAGACCCAUUUUUCUUCAUUUUUCUGUUUAUCCCUCUAUCAGCUCUCACCAAGCACUUAGUAGAAGUCCUCUCAACUGGAGGAACAAUCAGAAAAUGGAUAAUUGAGCAAAGGAUAUGGAUGAUCUCAUCCAUCACAUCCCAUCUAUAUGGAUGUUUGGAUGCUCUACUGAAGAAAUUUGGUUUAAAAGAGGCUAGUUUCUUGCCAACCAAUAAAGUGGAGGAUGAUGAACAGACUAGGCUUUACCAAAUGGACAAAUUUGACUUCAGAACAUCAAACAUGUUCCUUGUGCCAAUGGUUGCACUCCUCAUCAUCAACAUAUCUUGCUUCAUAGGGGGAAUCUACAGAGUGUUAUCUGUGGGAGAUUGGGACAAGAUGUUCAUACAGCUUUUACUUCCAGCUUAUAUCAUUGUUGUUAACUCUCCAAUCAUUGAAGGUUUGGUGAUAAGGAAAGAUGUUGGACGCAUUUAUCCUUCAACUGCUCUAGUUGUAACAUCAAAUAUCUUGGCCACAAUUAUCACUUCUACAAUCUAUUCUCUACUAAGGAAAGUGUAAAAGCCCAUUCUGUCUCUCCAAAAAUAUUCGUCCAGCUUUGCUUUUAUGCUAUAUAGUGGAGAAUAUAACUGCAUGUUGACAGUAUAAAGUGAUGUAGUUGGAUGAAAUAAAGCCAGAGACCAUUCACCCAUUAAAAAAUCUAUAUUUAAAAAUACAUAAAAAAGUAUAUUUGUCAUAUUUCUCAUUUUGUAUAAUCCAUGAGAAAAAUAAUUUGACUAUUCAUGCA